AUGUCAAAGGACACAAUCAAAUCUCUUAAAAAGGAGAACGACGACUUAAAGGCUCAAACCGAGUCUAUAAUGGAAGAACUAAAAAAGGUAAAAGAUCUUGUUAACAGCAAAGAAAUUAAUAUAGCAAAGGGCGACCAUAUUUGCUCGACUUCAAAUAAAGAAACACUUAAGAGCUUAGAAUAUCUUAGCAAAGAAUAUGAUGACCAGAAACGAUUCACCCAAGCGGUAAAGCAACAGAUCUCUCGCCUAGAAACCCGCGUAACUGAGAUAGCUGUGAAGCUCGACAGUCUUUCCAACUCUAUCGAUGAAGUUCAGCAAUACAGCUAUCAAUACAAUAUAAAGUUAAUGGGUAUCCCUGAAAUUAAAGAGAAUGAAUCCGCUACCGAGACAAGUGUACUUUGUGAAAGAAUUUUCAAAGCUAUGGGCGUUCAAGUGUCACUGCUCACCGCGUGGCGACAAGAAACCCAAACAGCCGCCGACCAAAACCUAUCAUUUGCAAAUUUGCAUGACGCCUCGCACAAGAACAAGUGA
This is a messenger RNA of Paramuricea clavata, 531 nucleotides long. NCBI's taxonomy places the organism in Eukaryota, Metazoa, Cnidaria, Anthozoa, Malacalcyonacea, Plexauridae. The record is from the annotation of a GenBank genome assembly.